AUGGCGAAGACAAGCGACCAGAGUGGCAGGAAGGACUACCGUCGUCUGUAUGGCAAUCACCCGCUGGCAGCAAAGGGCUCUACUUGGUUCAACGCAACACACCCCUUGGCACAGCCAGAGCCACGACCAUACGAGAAGGAAGAGUCGAUCACUGCGGAGAAGCUUCGUUACUUCAACUUCUUUCCCGCGGGCGAGCCUGGUAGACCCGAGGAGCUCGGAUGGUCGGCGGACCGCAUCCAGCCGACCUACGACGGCGGCACCUGGCACGUUGAAGGCCAGUUGAACGAGCACAUUUGCGCCACGGCUAUUUACUACUAUGACUCAGAAAACGUCACCCCGUCGCAUCUCGCUUUUCGCACACGCGCCGAUCGUGAGAGCCUCAUGAUGGACCUGAGCUACGAGCAGGACGACUACGAGUCCAUCGCGGCGACGCUUGGCAUCAACGCCCAGGGCGAUACGCUGCAAGAGCUCGGCAAGUUUCUCACUCGUCAGGGUCGCCUUCUCGCAUUCCCCAACGUGUACCAGCAUUGGGUAGGGCCGUCCGAGUUGAAGGAUAAGUCGAAACCGGGGCAUCGCAAGGUUUUAGCCUUGUUCCUGGUCGACCGCAAGAUACUGGUUAUCAGUACGGCCUGCGCGCCGCCACAGCAGGCUCACUGGUUGUCCGGCAAUGAUGGGAAUGUGCCGAAAGAGUGGCCCAUCUCGCUUGAAGAGGCCAAGCAGACGAGACUUGAGCUGAUGGAUGAGAGGACGGCAGUAGAGAGUGCUGCAGAUGAGGCUCUACGGGAUGAUCAGUGGAACUUCUGUGAACACUGA
Messenger RNA from Cordyceps fumosorosea ARSEF 2679, 813 nucleotides. RefSeq lists its product as hypothetical. Bases 1 to 813 code for a protein of 270 amino acids. The transcript has 2 exons. Lineage: Eukaryota; Fungi; Ascomycota; Sordariomycetes; Hypocreales; Cordycipitaceae. The record is from RefSeq and is a predicted model, not a curated record.